GGUAACGCAGGUGUUUGUUGUUUGUUUGUUUGUUUUUUUUACUUUAAUCUUAUAAUUCCUGCCUUUUACCGCUGAAAGGAAAUCUCCACCCUGAAGCACGCUAAAUACGUUAGAAUAUUUCUGAUGUGUUUAGUGAUGCAGGUUCUGUGUUUUCCUUAUGAAGAGAAGUUCGAGGUUGCGUGUCGUCCUGAUGUCCCAGCCAUGACGACGUUAUCGCUAGUGAAGUUAGCAGAUUCACUGAUCCCGAACGUAAGGGAAGUCCGACGCGUUUCUCCGUUAGCUUUUAAAAACAAAAGCGCUCGAGUUUUUCUCUUUUCUUUUCUUUUCUUUUCUCAUUCACCGCUUUCGAACAUGUUAACGAGAAAUCCAAGCGUAGAUGUGGUGACGUCUCAACACUCGAAUCGAAGUCUCAGAAUGCGGAGUUGCUCCGAGACUCGGCUGAGCUCGUCAGCGAUGGUGGUGUAUUGUUGGCGUGGAAGUCUGAGUAGAGUGUACGGAUGAGGAGGAACUAUUGAUUGUGUGGAAGAUGUGUCGCUCAGGAUGUUUACUGCUUUUCACAGCCUGCACUUUCCUGGGGUUGGUCAUCGGCGAGCCCACAGUCUUGAAGACCCUCAUCACCCGCCGGACCGAGUUCAACUCCAAAUCCAGCGAGUCUGAGAAAACCCGAGACGUUCCCGUGGAGAAAAUCCACUCUUUGAAAACUGAAGAAACUGAUAAGAAGGAGGAGAUGAGGGUCAGAACCGGGUUCGGGUCAAACCUUUAUCAGUCCCGAAGCAAGAGUAGAACCGGUCUCACCACAGCGCCCCCAGAUCUUAACUCUUAUCUCAACCUCCUCAGCGGUUUAUACCGCACGUCCCAGCCGGUACUGCUGGACGGCUUCCUUCAAGCUCUGGUUUGUCUGUUAGCCAAUGGAACACAGUGUGGGUGGCAAGCAGAUCUAACCGCAACUCUGGUUUCUAAGUCGAGCGUACCGCUGAUGUCCUUCCUGUCAUCCAUUAAAUCUCAGACAUGUCCGUUAAACGGCUUUCAGAGGAGUGGAGAUCCGGCUGGGGCUCCGCUCACCGCCCUUCACGAGUUGCUGAAUGCCACCUUGUCUCUACGGCUUUCCGAGAACUUUUGGACCGAGUGGAACGGUUUUAUUGACUUGUACUUGUCUCCGUUGAUGUCGGACGUCUCCUGUUUCAUGGUGGACUUUCUUCAGUCUUUAGUGGAACUGGUAACAGUCGUGUUGCAGUUAGGCAUCGAAGCACCUACGCUGAACCAGAGCCAGAAUUGUCCUCAGGGAGACCUAAAACAACUUCUACUAUGGGGCAUUAGCCAGAAUUUGAGCUGGUCCUUCGGAGAUUCAAUCCUGAACAUGUUCUUGACUCUCGGCGUUCCUCCAUGUAGCUAUACAGACGCGGCAUGUCAAAGCGCGUAUGAUAUCCAGAGCGGUCGCUCCGUCGCGUCUCCGGUGGACGACCCUAUAACACGACUGACCUGCAACGAGCGGGAUGUUACGCACCUCAAUAACACCCUCUGUGCAGAGAUUAUAGCCAGUAGAGCUCAGGUUCCUGAUGCUCUAUAUUAUCUUUGUGAAUAUCUGAGUACCUUAUCCCUCUCUGAAUUAACUCUGGUAUGGAGAAACACUUGCCACAUGAUGGAGCUUGUCCUAUCACCCCUUUUGGAACCCUGCCCACCCUUACCCUCGGAAUCGAGCCAGAGAGUCGCACGGGCGACCCUUAGCCUCAGCCAACUUUUCUGCAACUACGCGAACUGGACGUCGGAGGCCGUCAUCGACCCGGGUCUGGUCACUAUGUGUAGCGACAACGACCCUGAAGCUUUUCUCGAGGGCGUGUGCAGUAACGUUCCCGUGAUGCAAGUUCUCGUCGAGAACCCUAACAACAGCUGGGUUUGGGAGUACUGCACGAACGUGUCCGACAGAUACAUGAUCCGGCAAUUUUGCAUGUACGAGCUAUGGACUCCUCAAAUGCUUGACCCUUCUGUUGUGGCACUGUGCUGGAAUAAUGAUCAAGCGAAAAUGGAGAAGCUCCUCUGUCAGAGUAUGGAUUUUUACAUCAUGAUUUUAUCCAACAUCGAAAAUAUCUGGAUAACGCCCAACUGUACUGAGGUACCUACAUCUUCGCCGAACGACAUCGCCACUCUCGUAUCAGAAAUGUGCCGGUACUCGGAGUGGCGCAAUUUAAUAACAGUCUCGGCAGAUCAGAUAUCCCUGUGCAUACAAUAUGAUGAGCCUCGAUUUGUUCGAGAGGUCUGUGCUAACACCUCAUUCCUCGCUGCGCUAGUCCUCAACAAGGACAAUUAUUGGGUGCAACUGUAUUGCACGCUCCUUUUUAAAAGUUCUCCAACGGUCCCACCUGUAGUCUCGAGCACCACCGUAUCGCCAACAACUCCACAGAUCUCCAUCACUUCAUCACCAGUCUCUCCAAAAACGACCUCAACAGUGGCCACUCUUUCUAUCACAGCACUUUCUCCAUCUCUUGUCCUAACAACCCCACCAACAAUCGCCACUCUUUCUCCCACAACCCCUCUGGCCUUCACAUCAGCAAUCUCUUCCAGUGUUAAUCCCUCUCCAUCAACAGUUCCACCGGUGUCCUCCAGCACUGCUUCACCUUCCUCAUCGACGGUCUCCCUAACCGUCUCCACCUUCACUCUUCUUCCUAUAAUCAGCCCAACUCUCUCUGCUAGUGCUCUCUCAACCAUUUCACCAACAGUUUCCCCUACAGCCUCGCUAACUACAACCCCACCAACUGUCCACCCUACUAUUCCCAGCAUGUCUGAUUUGUGUAAAUAUUCCGCCUGGGCCGCUUUACCAGUGCAUCCAUCGGUAAUUGGUCUAUGUUGGAAAUUUGACAUGGCGGCAUUCCAUCUUAACGUAUGCUGUAACACGACAAUUUUAUCCCGUCUAACUCUCGACCCUCAGAACCAGUGGUUGAAGUCCGUGUGUUCUGUUAACGACACGUCAGACUUGCUUCCCAGAGUUUGCCUGUACUCGGAAUGGACCAAGCCGGUCAUUGUAGACAUGACCGACCUUGCUCUUUGCGCUGAUCUCGACACGGCAAACUUUGUCCGCAAAGUAUGCGCCAACACCACUGUUCUGCAGAACCUCCUAGCCAAUUUGGACAACACCUGGUUGCUGGAGCAGUGCUCCAAUCUCACCGGGUCUGGCACCGAGAAUCUGAUGGGCUUCAAGCCCUCCGAGCAAUGUCUGUACGCAAACUGGACGGUGACUCUUCCCGGUGCAGCUCUUCUGGUACUCUGCUGGGAUUAUGACCAAGCGAACUUCAUCUCGUCAAUCUGCGUCAAACCUUCUGUGCUGUCUCAUAUCGUUCGAGAUCCUUCCAAUGUCUGGGUGAGCGCUUUGUGUGCCACCUGCUCAAACUACACCAGGGUCAACCAGUCCAAAAACACCACCAACAGCAGCAGCUCGAGUAAUACGAAUACCACCGAGCUCCACCCUUGCCUGGUGAAAGAGUUGAUCGUCAGACUGAACUGGUCAUGCAGUAUAGACUUGAAUGCCGUUUGCCAGACAGAUAUCCCUCAGCUUCAGGUGUUCCAGGCGUUCCUGCGCUGCGGUGUGGAGGUUCUCCUGCCCCGUAUGGAGACAAUGAUGACUACAGAGGUCUCUACAAUGGUCAGACAAGCAACAAGUUUGUGGGUAAUUCUGCUGCUUGUUCUGGAAGAAAACGGAAUGACGACACCGAGGGUGACCGAUAACAUCGGACAGAGCAUCCUGGACUCCGUGUCUGCCUUCCUGGAGAAGGAAACGAGCUUCAGCAAGAAGCAAGUGGUCCUGCAGUGCUUUGCGAAAGUCCUCACCAGCCUGAUGCAAACAGGAAGAGAUGUCUCCAGUGAUGCCUCUUUUUUCAUCAAGCAUUAUUUCCAGAUCCCUCUGGCGAGUCUGAGAGCAGUGCUGAGUUCAGUGGACACGAAUACCAUGAGACUGAUUUUGCUUUACUACAACCAGAACCAGAAGAACCUUCAGGUGACUCAGGACUAUUUGCGCACCUUGGUGUCCGUCCCGAUGCAGCUCCACCUGAGACGAGACGAGACCCUGUUUUUGGACCUUGGCCCCCUCCUGAGCCUCAUGAAACCGGAGGACAUCGGCUCUCUCCCUCCGCUACAAACCAAUAGCGUUGUAUUAAACCUGAUUAACAGCACCAUCAGCAGUCUGUCACCGGAGCAGCGUCAGGCUUUCGGCUCGUGGUUCAGUCAGUCUCUCAGCGCGGCGAACGUGACAGCAGGCGGCCCGUCCUUCGUAACAGACAGCGGUCACCUGAUCGCAUACCUGCCGUUCCGCAGCUUCCAGAACCUCUCGCCUGCUCAGGUCUUGAACGGUCUGGAUGUUCUUCUGAGGAACGAUUUGGGAGCUGUGAAGCAGCAGUUCGUAGCUCAGAGUGUCAUCGGCGUGUACAAGGACCUCACAGCGGAUCAGUUCAGAAGGUUAGCCACCCUGACAUGCCAAGCUAACGUGAGUGACCUGCUGGCGUACGUGGACACCAGCGUGUUCCGGGUGAUCCAGGAGAACAUCAGGACGUGCGUAACACGGCGCAUGAGCGUUCCCAGCGAUAUGAUUUCCAGCGUGCUGUUUUUAAACGGGUCCGAGCUCCGGUCUCCUGGCGCUCUCAGUCCUCAGAAGAUCUCUCAGCUCGCACCGCUCCUGCCUCUGCUCGGGUCGGACUUUCUGCAGCAGCUCAGCCAAUCGCAGCUCGUUCCUGUCUUCAGUGCCCUCACCUCUGUUCCCUUCACACCUACGCAGGCUGCUGUGAUCAUAGACAAGAUCUCAUCCAGCUUUAAUUUGUUUGAUGCAGGAACUUUACCUAAGUUAGGCUCCCUGCUGAGUGGAUUGAGAGCAGAGUCUCUCUCCACGCUGUCCUCGAGUGUCCUGCUUUCCGCUCUGUCCAACUUCAGCCAGUACACACCUCAACUGACUCCUCCACAGGUCAACGCCAUUACAACACAACUCUGGGCUGCUCCAGGAGUGGUCACAUGGUUAGAUGAGGCGGAACCUCUGCUCUCUGGCACCUCCCUUCUGUGUGUGAUGCCUCAAACCCGCCUUCUUCUGACAAACAGCACCGCUCCUUACACACACACCUGGAACACACAACAGGCUAAAACUCUGUUUAAUGAGGUCAUGAGCAGCGCAUCGAGUCUCUCAGCGCAGCGCUUCAUGUCUUUGGGAACAGUCGUGCAGGGAGUGAGCUGUAAUGUUUUCUCGAAGCUUUUCCAGAACUCUAUAUCCGUGUCCUCCAUGCGCGACCUUCUGCAGGUCCUGAGAGAGCAGCCGGUGCCUCUUCACCCGUCUCUGAAAAGGUGUUUGUUUGAAGAAACGUACAAGUCCAAGUUCUUCUCGGAGCUGCUCGGUGACAUGGGCGCUCAGAUCGCUCUGUCUAUCCCGAUUAGUUCUAUUAAGAAGUUCUCCCCAGCGAUGAUGGACACUCUGAGGGAAAUGAUCGUUCUGGAUCCUCAGUACUUCCUGCUUAUGCCCAGGAUCAAGCAGGCCAUGCUGGUGGACAAGAUGGUGCAGAGCCUGGGCCUGAACACGGGAACGUAUACCGAGGUGGAGUUCCGUUCGUUGGGAAUUAUGGCGACGUUUGUGGUGGACGCAGUCUUCAUGCAGCUGGACAGGAGGUUCUUCGUGGACAGCAUCGAGUUUCUACGAGGUCUCUGCUAUAACACUAGUAAACGAGACGUGGUGGCGUCGAUGCUGCAGGAAACGGACACAUUCGGCCCAGUCCAAAGCUGGAACACAUCAACCCUGAUUCAAGUAGACCGGUUCCUCUUCUUCCUGCCACAAGAGAUCAUCCAGCUCAUUCCUCCGGCUCUGAUGAGUCUGGAGCGUAUCGAGAGGCUGUUUAGCAGCCAGCAGCAGUGGGAAAGCGGAGGCGUCGGCUCUCUGUGUGAACACCACGACGACGACGCGCUCUUAACCAAGAAGCAGUUUGUGCUUCAGUACUUCUCAGGCUUGCUGAAGCCAGGACGCUCGUCGCUGUCCGCCUCCAGCACACCUCCAUCCUGUGCGAGCGUGCAGGUGACCGGCCCAGCUGCCUGGCCCGUAAUCAACCUCGUGAACAUGUCCUCGUCGGCUUUCCGCCAGUGCCUCGAGCUCAUCGGCCGGGAUCCGUCCUUCACCUCCGACCAGCUCUCGCUGCUGCUCCGCAAAACCAAAGAGGUGUUCGGAGUCGUUUCGUCCUUCACGCCGUCCGUCAUCGCUCAGCUGGGCCGCAUCGCUACGCAGCUUUCACCGGACGAACUGGCGUCACUCGAACUGUCUGAAAUUCUCUCCAUCGCACCUUUAGGAGCUGUUAGCACCUGGACCAGAAAGCAGUUAGGAGUUUUGUUCUCCACCGUCCUGACCUUCACCAAACAAACCCCGAGCCAGCUGAAUUCCAGCUCUUUAGUGGCUCUGGGACACAUCGUUUGUGGGAUCGAAGCUCCUGUCAUCAACACUCUCAAUCCUGCAGAGUUCGGUAAGGCCGUGCUGUGGUUGGGUCGUCUGAACGUGUCGUGUUCGGAGGAUCAGCUUCAGGCCGUCAUCUCUCUGCUCACCAACAGUCUGGUGUUUGGACCCGUCAGCUCCUGGGGUCCGGAGGUUUUUCUCGAGAUCGGCGCGUUCGCUGCUGGAAUUCCUGACAUGUCCAUGUCCGCCCUGGUGAAGGAGCAGAUAGAAGGAAUCACUCCGCUCGCUAUCUCUCUCGUUACAGCCAAGAAGUUUGCAGUGGUGUUUGAUCAGGUGCAGAUCAGCAUGUUCUCCUACGAGCAGGCCGUAGCAGUGACCGCAGCCCAGCGUUCAGCUCUCAGCCCCGUACAGCAGACCGCUCUGUCCAUGGUGCUCAACCCGCUCGAGGACAAACCCGUGGAUUUCAGAGGCAGGUCAUUAGGAGUAACAGCUGAAGUCUGUCCUUUCUGCCGUGUCUGCAGUCUGCUGCUGUUCCUCCUGACGCUGAUUAUAUCAGACGCCUCGGGUGCCAGUACUUUUGGGAGCGCGUUUCCUGGUCACGUGGGUGAUCGGGGUGAGGGUGGUGGAGCGGGAGCGCGCGCCCUGGCACAUGGGGGGGCGGGAGCGCGCGCUCCACAGCUAUCCCGUCAUCAGCAGUGCACGCUAGGAGUCGUGAACGCGCACCUGCGUUCCUUCAGCUAG
Messenger RNA from Ictalurus furcatus (blue catfish), 7141 nucleotides. It is a transcript of the gene strc1, whose product is annotated as stereocilin 1. The coding region runs from base 527 to 7141 and encodes 2204 amino acids. The transcript is spliced from 30 exons. Lineage: Eukaryota; Metazoa; Chordata; Actinopteri; Siluriformes; Ictaluridae. Gene Ontology annotation, cellular component: cell surface; kinocilium; stereocilium tip. Gene Ontology annotation, biological process: cell-matrix adhesion. The record is from RefSeq and is a predicted model, not a curated record.